AUGCCUGAAAGAAAUGAUCCCGGACUUCGAUAUGAAUUUUGGAUCGGUACUACCGGUUCCCUUGGAUUUGGAUCAGUAACGAAUUGGAUCGGUAAUGGUACCAUUGUCUCUGAUCUUAGACUUAAAUUUGGAUCAUGUGAAUUACAUGAUGAUUCACCUGAAAACACUGAUAGUCUGCAAAAUAUAUCUCAUUAUUUAUCUAAAAGUACUAACCAACAAUUGUCAACAUCAAAUACUACUGAUAUUGGUCCAUUUAAAAAUGAACUUGAAAUUUGCUUAUAUAUAUCACAACGACCAGAGCUUGUCAGUUUAACAUUAAAUAUGAUGAAAGCAAGUGGGCAUGGACAUGAAAUAAUUCAAGAAAAACCCACUAGUAGAUUUUGCAAAUUUUCAGAUAAUGAACUUGGAGUCUUACAAUUGCAUUUAAAGUGCCUAUUUUUUCGUACAAGAGUUAUAAACAAUCAAAUUAUUAAUGAGUUAGUGAGAUCCUUAUUCCCAAAUAUAGAAAUGAACGGAAUGUCAGAUCUGGCUACAUUGCAUAUGUGGGCUUUAAGAAGCUAUCGUGAUUAUAAUAUGAUAAUUCGACGUGAACUUCGAAAUUUGGUUCCUGAAUUUAUUAGAAAAUACAGGCAGCCAACAAUGCAACAAAUUUCUGAAUAUAUUACCGAAAAACCUAGAAAUACUACAGCAUUUACAAAAUUUAUACACUCAGCAUUUAAUAUGUUUAUCCAAGAAAAUCUUUUAGAAGCAGAAAGUUUACAACUACAAUAUAUUGCUUCAUUACAUAAUAAAAAUGAUAGCAACAAAGAUUUACAGGAUGGUUUAUUAAAUAAUGAUCAAGAAUAUGAAACCUUAGAACAAUUUUGUAAUUCUAAAUCUGAUUUUUCUAUGUCUUCAGAUGAAUUAAAUAAUAGUGAAUGGUCAGAUACACUAGAUCAUGAAGCCAAUCAAAAAACUUCAGAUGACUUAACUGAUAGUGAAGAAUUAAUUAAUAUGGAGGUUAUUCAAGAAACAAUAGAAGGUAAAACAAAAUUUGAACCUUUGCCAGCAACAAAGGGGUAUGAUGAUCUUAUAUGUAUUUUAAAGCAUCCUAAUUUUCGAACUGAACAUAUAAUUGAGAAUGUUCGACGAUUGAGAUUAUUAUGUAAUCGACUUCCACUUCAGACAGUAAAGAGUCAUAGUAUUUAUAUACAAAAUAUGAAAACUCCAUCCACUUCAAAGCCUUUUAAAGAUGCUUAUACCAUAUCUGUAACUGAACAUAUAAAAAGAGUCUUGGAAAAUGAAAAUUUACAAUCACAGAUGUAUUUUGGACCAGGUGUUGAAACUGAUAUAAAAAAAGAAUUCUGGGACGGAAAUUUAUGGCAAGAAUCACCUCUUUUGGAUAAAAGGACUAGAAUUGGAAGAAUUAUAGCGAUAGUUUCAACAUCAAGUGAUGUUAAAUUAAAAAUUCAGGUUCUUUAUUAUUGUGAUGAAUUACCAAAUAAUUUUAGAAAACUUUCUAGAGUUCAAGAAGCAGAAAAUGGAGAAUUAUGGUUAAGUGAAGUAACAUCUUUAAUCAAUAAAGACAAUAUUAUAGAACCAAUUGCAGUUUGGCUUCAAGAUUCUUUACACUUAUCCAAUUAUCAAUUUUAUGUUGAAGAAAUUUUAUAUAGCUAUGAAGGCCGAUGGAAAAUCAGAAAUGUUGAGUUACGACAUCAUCAUCCACAAAAAUUCCAUCCACUGCUCCUUAAAAUAUACCUACAUUAA
Rhizophagus irregularis DAOM 181602=DAOM 197198 is the source of this 1746-nucleotide messenger RNA. RefSeq lists its product as uncharacterized. The record is from RefSeq and is a predicted model, not a curated record. Lineage: Eukaryota; Fungi; Glomeromycota; Glomeromycetes; Glomerales; Glomeraceae.